Metopolophium dirhodum (rose-grain aphid) is the source of this 3177-nucleotide messenger RNA. RefSeq names its product zinc finger MYM-type protein 1-like. Bases 810 to 3143 code for a protein of 777 amino acids. Gene Ontology annotation, molecular function: protein dimerization activity. NCBI's taxonomy places the organism in Eukaryota, Metazoa, Arthropoda, Insecta, Hemiptera, Aphididae. The transcript is spliced from 10 exons. The record is from RefSeq and is a predicted model, not a curated record.
UAUAAUACAGAAUGAAUAAAUAUUUAUUUUGCCGAAAACAUAAUAAUAAUAAAUUAUGAAGCACAAUAGACAGAUAAAUCUAUAAACUUACAUCUAUAUAUCUAGUGAUAAUACUUUAUAAUAUACUAUAUACAUAGGCGCAAUUUGGGGGGUGCUUGGGGGUGCUUAGCACCCCCAAAAUUCAUAUUAGCACCCCCAAAUUAUUUUCAACAGCAUCAUUUAAUUGUUAUUGGUUAUACACGUAUUAUGUCAUAGACAACAGGAUAAAUUAAUGUCUAAGAUUUGACUUAUAUAAUAAUAAUAAUAAUAUAAAUUAUGUUACCUACUUACCUAUAUAGGUAGUAUAUAUUAUAUAAUUAUAGUAAUAAUACCUAGGUAUAAUAUAUUGUAUAAAAUAAAAUAUCAAAUAUGAUCCUGAUACACACAUAGAUAAUAAAGAUAGAUAUCUCUAUACUAGCCCGUAUCCGUAGGUCGUAGUGUGGUCGUAGCCAGUAACAGCUUAUCAAUGUCUUUCGCUAAUCUGGUAAAUAGAAAUAACCGUCUAAAAAUAGAACGCUCAUAAUCAAUUAUUGUCGAUUCGAUGUGACCAUUCUGAUUGUAUUUUUUCUGUGAAAACACACAGGCCGCACCAUCAGACCAUAAUCAUAUACUCGUAUUUUUCGAAUCGUUAAGUCUGUGCGAGUGUGCGACGUACGUGUAACGUGUUUUAUUGUUUAUCCUCAUUAACUUCCUAUAUUUUAUUUUAUUUAAAUUAUAUUUAAUUUUAUUUUAAUUACCUACUCAAGUUGUUAUUGUUUUUAAAUUUUAUUAUGGAAAAUACUAAAAAGAUUUUUAGUAUUUUCAAUUUUGAAAAAAAGUCAAAAAAUGAUAAUGAUAAACACCAAGAAUUGAAUUCUGAGGUCGUUGAUGACCCUGAUAUUGAAAUUAUAGAAAAAAAUGUUAUAGUGAAUCAAACUGAUGCUAAUCUUGUCGAAACAUUUCCAUUUCAACACAACAAAAAUGAACUCCAACAUUCUGAUUUAGGAAAUCUUGCAACUGGACCUUACCGUCCUGUUUUAAAUGUGUAUAAACAAACUAGAUUUGGUUCGCAAAACAGAUCGUUUAGUAGCGAAUGGUAUAAACAAUAUACUUGGUUGGAGUAUAGUAUAAAAAGCAAUGCAGCAUUUUGCUAUGUAUGUAGAAUGUUUGCUGAUGAACUUAUUGACGAAGUUUGGACAAAUAAAGGAUUUUCGAACUGGCAAAAACUUAAUGAAAAACUGAAAAAACAUACCAAAACAAAGCGACAUUUAGUUUGUCUAUCUAAGAUGAAUGGCUACUUAGCUUGUAAGAAAUCUGGUUCUGUUAUGGUGAAGCAGUGUAGCGGCUAUAAGGAACAAGUGGCCAAAAACCGUGCCUACAUUGGUACGCUUAUUGACAUAAUAUUAUUUUUGGGAAAACAAGGUAUUGCUUACCGAGGCCACAGAGAAGAUGCAGAUUCUCUAAAUCAAGGCAAUUUUAAGGAAUUAUGUGGACUUUUAUCAAAUUAUCAGCCAGAUUUCAAAAACAAAUUUGAUGAAGCAACAAAUUAUACGAGCUGGUCUAUUCAAGAUCAAUUAAUUAAAUUGUGUGCAGAAGAUAUAAGAGAAACUAUUGUCAAAGAAAUUGAUAAGAUUGGUUUUUUUGCUUUAAUGUGUGACGAAGCUAGAUGUUAUAGAGAAGAGCAAUUGUCAAUUUGUGUAAGAUAUACCAUUGACUUGGAUGUAUAUGAAAGAUUCUUAUGCUUUGUUGAUGUUUCAAAAGGACAAACUUCCAACAAUAUCGUUACUGCACUGUUUGAAUGUUUUGAAAAACAAAAACUGACUAUGUCCAAAAUCAAAAUAAUUGCACAAUCAUAUGAUGGUGCUAGUGUUAUGUCCGGACACUUACGCGGUGUUCAAUCAAGAAUUAAAGAACACUAUCCAUACGCUGUAUACACUCACUGUAUGGCACACCGCCUUAAUUUAGUAGUUGUAGAUACAUGUAAGACAAUAAAGAGUGCAAAACAUGUUUUUAAUGUGCUUGAAGCAAUAUAUGUACAUUUUUCACAACCAUCAAAAAAUAAAAAGUUAUGUGAAAUGCAAAGCAAUCUAGGAUUAAAUAAAGGAAAUUUAUUAAGAAUAUGUGACACAAGAUGGGUGUGCAGAUAUAAAAAUUGUGUUGCAAUGUUGAAAAAUUAUUCCAGCAUUCUUAAUAUUCUUAACGAUGAAAUUGAGGAACAAAUUGAUAAAGAUGUAGCACGUGCAUUAGGUAUUUUAAGUUCUAUUAAUAAAUUAGAAUUUAUAAUAGUUCUUCACAUAUUGAAUGAAGUGUUAAGCAUUAUAAAUGUUUUAAGCAAUCAACUUCAAUCUAAAUCUGCCACCUUGGGCAAAUCGAGUAGUGUAAUACAAAGUGUGAUUUCUACUUUUGAAAAUCAGAGGAAUGAAGAUGGUUUUUUUAAGCUCUGGGAACAGAUUAAGGAAUUUGCACAGUUAAACCAAAUAACAUUGGAAUUAUCAAACUCUAGAGCAAAAUCUAAACGCAAACGCCAAGAGCCACGUCACUUGCAGAGUUAUAAUCUCGAGACAUUAACUGGAACACAAAGUGAGACAGAAUGUAGAACUGUUGAAGAGCAUUGGAAAAUCAUUUAUUUUCAAAUAAUUGAUGCUGUUAUUGUAAAUUUAAAAUACCGUUUUUCGGAUGAAAGUUUAGUUUUAGCUAACUCAUUAGACCAGUUUAUGAAAAUGGAUUUUGAAAAAGGUUCAUAUUUCAUCAAUCAUUACAAGGAUGUUGUGGAUAUUGAUUUAACAUCAUUGAAAGCAGAAAUGUUGCUGACAAAAAAUUGUUUACAUAAUAGAAAUUUGGAUUUUGAUAUACUUGGAAUAAAGAAAGUGGUGACUGAAGAUGUUUUUCCAAACUUGUUUAAACUUAUUCAAGUAGGAUUAGCUAUUCCUAUAAGCUCAGCUACUUGUGAAAGGUCUUUUUCAUCUAUGCGCCGAAUAAAGAAUUGGCUUAGGACAAGCAUGGAACAGUCAAAAUUUACAGAUUUGUCAGUUAUUAAUAUUGAGAGAGAUCUAAGCAAUAAAAUUGAUAAAGAUAAAAUAAUAAAUAAUUUUGCUAUGUCUCAAAGGCGUAUAUCUUUAGUAUAAUAUUUAAUGAAAAUAAAAAACGUAUUUACCUGUA